Lytechinus variegatus (green sea urchin) is the source of this 2041-nucleotide messenger RNA. Its product is annotated as phosphoglucomutase-2-like. Gene Ontology annotation, biological process: carbohydrate metabolic process; purine ribonucleoside salvage. The transcript is spliced from 16 exons. Lineage: Eukaryota; Metazoa; Echinodermata; Echinoidea; Temnopleuroida; Toxopneustidae. The record is from RefSeq and is a predicted model, not a curated record. Gene Ontology annotation, molecular function: magnesium ion binding; phosphopentomutase activity. Bases 78 to 1886 code for a protein of 602 amino acids.
GUUUGACUGUAGCUCAUUUGAAUCUCAUCACACGAUCGACCGCGAAGCAAAUUUGUGCAAAUCUACAAUCACUCACAAUGGCAGAGCACGUCGAUACUGGUAAUGCUGACCUGGACAAAGCUAUAAAACAAUGGUUGGAAUGGGAUAAAAAUAUGGCAACCAGACAGGAAGUCACUGAACUUUUGAAUGACCACAACGUCGCAGAGUUGCAAGAGAGGUUUGGGACAAGAAUCCAGUUUGGAACUGCCGGUCUGAGAGCUGCAAUGGAAGCUGGUACAGCAAGAAUAAAUGACCUUAUAAUCAUUCAAACAGCACAGGGUCUCCUAAGAUAUUUAGAAUCUGUCAAUCCAGAAUGUAAAUCACAAGGAAUCAUUAUUGGAUAUGAUGCAAGAUACUCAAGUCAAAGGUAUGCUCACUUAACUGCUGCUAUUAUGCUACGAGCAGGAAUACCUGUCUACCUCUUCUCAGAUAUAGUGCCAACGCCUUUUGUGCCAUAUGCAAUUCGGAAGUAUGGGUGUGCUGUUGGUGUCAUGGUUACGCCCUCCCACAAUCCUAAAGGAGACAAUGGGUACAAGGUAUACUGGAACAAUAGUGCUCAGAUCAUCAGCCCUAUUGAUAAAGGAAUUGCUAAAAACAUUGAAGAGAACUUGGAGCCAUGGUCAGACUCUUGGGAUACAUCCAUCUUAACGAGAAGUAAACUAUUGACUGAUCCUUCUGAUGAUGUUCUAGAUAGUUAUAUCCAAGACCUACAACAAAAAUGUCUACAUAGAGAAAUAAAUGAGAAGACUCCAUUGAAGUUUACAUACUCAGCCAUGCAUGGUGUAGGUACUAAAUUCAUAUGUGCUGCAACUCAAUCUUUUGGAUUUCAACCACUGAUUAUGGUGAAAGAACAGGUUGAACCAGACCCUGAAUUCCCCACCGUCAAGUAUCCGAACCCUGAAGAGGGAAAGAGCGCCCUUGAUCUCUCCAUGAGUACAGCCGAAGCCAACGGUAGCUCCAUCAUCAUCGCUAAUGACCCUGAUGCUGACAGGCUGGCGGUAGCUGAGAAGCAGAGAGAUGGACAGUGGAAGAUAUUCACUGGGAAUGAGCUUGGUGCACUCUUAGGUUGGUGGUGCUACUCGUGUGCUAAACAACAGAAUGGAGUUGAAUCAACAGAUAGCGAUAUGUACAUGCUUGCCAGCACAGUCUCAUCUAAGUUACUGCAAAAAAUGGCAGAAUAUGAGGGCUUUCACUUUGUGGAAACACUGACGGGUUUCAAAUGGAUGGGAAACAAAGCUGUUGAUCUGAUCAAAGAAGGAAAGAAUGUUAUCUUUGCUUUUGAAGAAGCAAUAGGGUUUAUGUGUGGGACUAUGGUAAUGGACAAGGAUGGCAUCAGUGCUGGGACGUUAGCUUGUGAAAUGGCUGCAUAUCUCAAGUCAAUCAACCUUACAUGCACAGAAAAACUGGAAGAAAUCUAUACAAAGUAUGGUUACCAUGUGUCAAAGAAUUCUUACUACAUCUGUCUCCAACCUGCAACAAUAAAGGCCAUGUUUGAUAGGAUACGAACAUUGCAUCAAGGAUCAUAUCCAGAUUCAAUAGGUAAUAGUAAGGUUACAUCAGUAAGAGAUCUAACGACAGGAUAUGAUAGUUCUCAACCAGACAAACAAGCUAUCCUCCCCGUAAGUAAGUCAAGUCAGAUGAUCACAUUCACAUUUGACAAUGGUGUCACAGCUACUCUUAGAACCAGUGGGACUGAACCAAAGGUCAAAUACUAUACUGAAAUAUGUGCAGAUGUUAAACAGAGAAGUAAGGAAGAGAUUUCUGAUGAGCUGAGCAAGUUUGUUGACAUCUUAGUGGAGGAAUUACUUCAGCCUGAGUUGAACAAAUUAAUUCCCAAAGGCGAUUGAGGGCACCAUAUCCUUUGAAAAAUCCACGAUGAAAGUAGACACCAUCGGCUACCAACCAUUUUAUUGCAGAUGCAUCAUCAAUUGUAUUCAAGUUAUUAAUCAAUGGGGAAUUAAUCAUCAGUAUUGUUGAUAUCUUGAAGAGGUCACUCUAAAAA